CUAAAAUGCAGACUCAUGUUUCUUUAUAAAAAAAUAAAAUUCAAAUUUACCAAAUUCAAUUUCUUUUCUUAAAACACACCAAAUUCAGAUCCAUUAAAAAAAUUUAAACAAAAUUCAACUCUGACAUAAUUUUGACAGAUUCAAUUCCUUAUCCCAAUUGACGUCUUGACUGAAUCCCCUAUCUAAUUGACGGCUUUUCUGGCACAUAUUCCAUUAAAAAAAUGUAUGGUUGGAAUUUGAGAUCUAUCUGAAAACAGUGUGUGUCCCAUGCAUGAAAGAAGUGUAAAUGAAAUAGGUUACUUCUACUGGGAGGUGGAUUUGAAAUGGUCCUGUGAAGCCUAUUUAAUACCAGUUUGAGGUCCUGCCGUGGCGAUUCCAGAUGCAAAUAUUGUUGCUUUAGGGUUUUUUCUAUCGUAAAACCUUCCCCGCUUUAGGUCUCUGUUGAGCUUCACCACAGAUGAUAUUAAUAAUAUAGCAUUUGUUAACACUAACAUUGCUUCAUUCCAUUCGUCGGUUCCGAGCAAGGUUACGCUGAAUCAAUUAGUGACAACUUGCACACAACUGAGGGUUAAGCCGAAUUGUUGCGACCGCGAGGAUGAGUCUGGCUUCGGCAGCUCUGUCAUCUUGUUUGGUGCCAUCAAGCAAGAGUGGAUUCUCUCAGAAGAGUUUCGGUGUAGUGCCCUUAAGUGUAGGCGCAGUGCCCAUAAAUUUAAAGAUCGUAGCUCAGGAAGGAGACCUUUCUGCUAAAAGGGGCGUUCGCCUUCAGGCUGAAAAAGCUCUGUCCUCAGCCUCAACCCCAACUGUUGAGCGAGAAUGGAGUAGAUCUGUGGAAACUCUGCUGCCUCUGCCAAGCUCAUUCAUCUCACGCUAUGGGGAUAACGAGCCAAGGAAAGGAGCAGACAUAAUAGUAGAAUCUCUGGAGCGAGAGGGCGUUGAUCACGUGUUUGGAUACCCUGGAGGGGCGUCUCUGGAGAUUCAUCAGGCACUCACUCGAUCCAAGGUCCUUAGGAAUAUACUCUGUCGCCACGAGCAGGGAGAAAUAUUUGCAGCAGAGGGUUAUGCUCGAUCCACGGGGAAGGUGGGUGUGUGCAUUGCAACAUCUGGUCCGGGUGCGACCAACUUGGUAAGUGGUCUUGCUGAUGCUUUGCUUGAUAGCAUUCCUUUAGUUGCCAUCACUGGCCAGGUGCCUCGCAGAAUGAUAGGUACUGAUGCCUUUCAAGAGACUCCAAUUGUAGAGGUCACACGGUCCAUUACCAAACACAAUUACCUGAUCAUGGAUGUUGAGGAUAUUCCUCGUGUUAUAAGAGAGGCAUUUUUUCUUGCAGCAUCUGGAAGGCCGGGUCCGGUUUUAGUUGAUAUCCCAAAGGAUGUUCAGCAGCAAAUGGCAAUUCCCAAUUGGACCGUGCCUAUCAAGCUUAACUCAUAUAUUCAAAGACUCCCAAAGUCUCCACAGAUUCCCCAGUUAGAGCAGAUCCUGCGCUUGAUAUAUAAUUCUAAGAGACCAGUACUUUAUGUCGGUGGAGGUUGUCUAAAUGCAAGCCAAGAACUCAGAGAAUUUGUCGACUACACAGGCAUUCCAGUGGCUUCUACUUUGAUGGGUUUGGGAUCUUUUCCAUCGUCGGAUGAGAGAAGCUUGGAGAUGCUGGGAAUGCAUGGUACUGUUUAUGCAAAUUAUGCAGUGGAUAAAGCUGACCUGUUACUUGCUUUUGGUGUACGGUUUGAUGAUAGAGUAACUGGUAAAUUAGAGGCAUUUGCAAGCCGUGCCAGCAUUGUUCACAUUGACAUAGAUCCAGCAGAAAUUGGAAAGAACAAGCAGCCACAUGUCUCCAUGUGUGCAGACGUACAACUUGCACUGCAGGGCUUAAAUGAUCUAAUGAAAAAUAGGGUAGACAGGCCAGAUUUCCAGUUGUGGAGUGAAGAACUAAAAGAACAGAAGACAAAGUGGCCUAUGAAGUAUGAGAAAUUUGAAUAUGCAAUUUCUCCUCAACAUGCUAUUCAGUUGGUUUGUGAACUCACAAAUGGCGAGGCAAUUAUUGCCACUGGAGUGGGUCAGCACCAGAUGUGGGCUGCUCAAUGGUUCAAAUAUGACCGUCCUCGACAGUGGUUGACAUCAGGAGGUCUUGGUGCUAUGGGCUUUGGAUUGCCUGCAGCAUUAGGGGCUGCUGUUGGUAAUCCUGGGAUAACUGUUGUUGAUAUAGAUGGCGAUGGUAGUUUUCUAAUGAAUGUUCAGGAAUUGGCUACCAUUAAAGUAGAGAAUUUGCCAGUGAAAAUUAUGAUAUUGAACAAUCAACACUUGGGUAUGGUUGUCCAGUGGGAAGAUCGAUUUUAUAAAGCAAACAGAGCGCACACAUACCUUGGAGAUCCCUCACAGGAAACUGAGAUCUUUCCAGAUUUCUUGAAGAUGGCAGAGUCGUGUAAGAUUCCUGCAGCACGAGUCACAAAUAAAGCAGAUCUAAGGGAUGCUAUUUCUCAAAUGCUUGAGACACCUGGGCCAUACUUAUUGGAUGUGAUUGUGCCUCAUCAAGAGCAUGUAUUGCCAAUGAUUCCUGCUGGUGGAGGUUUCAAGGAUAUCAUUACAGAAGGUGAUGGAAGACGUUCAUAUUAGAAAACUCUUAAAUUGCUCAAUGUAUCAUACCAUCCUCAGUGCAUGUGAUUUUGAGUCUUACUAAAUUUUGUGCUUGACUUUGCUUUAGUUUUCUUAUAUCCCGCCAGAAGCUGACUUUGUUCAUAAGGAUGUUUAAGAUAUGAUCUAUAUUAAUUUUUGAAUGAAAAAGUUUGAGAUAGGACACUGA
Messenger RNA from Cryptomeria japonica (Japanese cedar), 2792 nucleotides. Its product is annotated as acetolactate synthase 3, chloroplastic. Gene Ontology annotation, molecular function: flavin adenine dinucleotide binding; thiamine pyrophosphate binding; acetolactate synthase activity. Bases 596 to 2605 code for a protein of 669 amino acids. The transcript is spliced from 2 exons. The record is from RefSeq and is a predicted model, not a curated record. Gene Ontology annotation, cellular component: acetolactate synthase complex. Lineage: Eukaryota; Viridiplantae; Streptophyta; Pinopsida; Cupressales; Cupressaceae. Gene Ontology annotation, biological process: L-valine biosynthetic process.